Messenger RNA from Ctenopharyngodon idella (grass carp), 6430 nucleotides. Its product is annotated as nuclear factor 7, brain-like. Bases 194 to 1549 code for a protein of 451 amino acids. Gene Ontology annotation, molecular function: zinc ion binding; protein binding. The transcript has 6 exons. NCBI's taxonomy places the organism in Eukaryota, Metazoa, Chordata, Actinopteri, Cypriniformes, Xenocyprididae. The record is from RefSeq and is a predicted model, not a curated record.
UGCACUCCGAAGUGCACAGCCCCUGAAUUGGGACACAGCUAAAGAAUCAGCGAUCAGUGCAGAAUGAAGAGAAACACUUUCAAGAAGGAUUUUUGAGACAUUUGUUUCUGAACAGACAGCAGAUCGUUGUGAUUAAAACCGUCGUUCAGAAAGUGAAAGUAAAGUUUAUAUUGCUGGAGCUCAAACAGUGAAAAUGGCUUCACUAAAUGUUUCUGCUGAAGAACUUGCUUGUCCCGUGUGCUGUGAAAUCUUCCAGGCUCCUGUUCUUUUAUCAUGUAGUCACAGUGUCUGUAAAGAGUGUCUUCAACAGUUCUGGAGAAUCAGAAAAACUCAGGAGUGUCCUGUCUGCAGGAGAAGAUCCUCAGGUGAUCACCCUCCUCUUAAUCUUGUGUUAAAAAACUUGUGUGAGUUGGUCCUGACGGAGAGAAAUGAGACGAGUUCAUCAGGAUCUGAGGAGAUCUGCAGUUUACACAGUGAGAAACUCAAACUCUUCUGUCUGGAGGACAAACAGCCUUUGUGUUUAGUGUGCAGAGAUUCACAGAAACACGUCAGUCACACAUUCAGACCCAUCUGUGAAGUUGUUUCAUCAUAUAAGGAGGAGCUCAAUACAGCACUGAAGUCCUUACAAGAGAAACUUCAACACAAGAAAAACAUUAAAGGAGAGUUUGAGAAAACAGUUCAACACAUCGAGUCUCAAGCUGAGCACACAGAGCGUCAGAUUAAACAGCAGUUUGAGAAGCUUCAUCAGUUUCUCAGAGAUGAAGAAGAAGCUACAAUCACUGCACUGAGGGAGGAAGAGGAGCAGAAGAAGCAGAUGAUGAAGGAGAAGCUGGAGGAGAUGAACAGACACAUCUCAGCUCUUUCACACACAAUCAAAGACACGGAGGAGAUGAUGAAAGCCAAUGACGUCUGCUUUCUGAAGGAGUUUCCAGUCUCAAAGGAAAGAGUCCAGAUCUCACAGCCGGAUCCACAGAUGGCUUCUGGAGCUUUGAUUCAUGUGCCGCGUUACUUGGGCAACCUUCCUUUCAGAGUCUGGAAGAAGAUGCAGGACAUCGUCCAAAACACUCCUGUGAUUCUGGAUCCAAACACUGCAGAUCCACGUCUCGUCCUGUCUGAUGAUCUGACCAGUGUGAGAAACAGCGGGAACAGACAACCUCUUCCUGAUAAUCCAGAGAGAUUUGACUGUUAUGAGUGUGUUCUGGGUUCAGAGGGUUUUAACUCAGGAACACACUGCUGGGAUGUGGAGGUUAAAGAGAGUCAGUGGUGGACUCUUGGAGUAACUACAGCAUCAAUCAAGAGGAAGGGAGAUGUUUUCUUCAGCACUGAUGUCUGGUGUGUGUCGUACAGAUGGACUCCAGGUUCUAGUUUUCGUGUCAAUCAGAAGCUUGAUCAUGUGAGAGUGAAUCUGGACUAUGACAGAGGAACGGUUUCAUUUUCUGAUCCUGUAACUAACACACAUCUACACACAUUCACAACCACCUUCACUCACACACUCUUUCCAUUCUUCUGCUCUUCCUCUCUGAGGAUCUUACCGGUCAAUAGUCAGUAAUCGUUACUCCUGUAGGUCUGGAUCUUCCUGCUUUUGUCAUGUUUCCAAUAUUUAAUCCAGAUCACAUGAGUAAGAGUGCUGUUAAACUGAAUAUCAGUACGGUGGCUGUGAUUGGCCUGUGAUGAUCACAUGACUGAUAUCAGCAACACUCACACUCUCAUAUUUCAUAAAACAAAUCAAUAAACAACAAGUUUAUUUAAUUAGAGUUUAGAAGAAAAAGCACUUUACACAAUAAGAACAAAUUUUGAGACCAUUGUAGGAUAAUGACCUGAUUAUUUUUAGUGAAGUUCGUCAAUUUGCUAAUUUUCACAUAAUUAUAUUUUUUUUUUCUAGAAACUGAACCUGAAAAGUCAAUGUUUCUGUGAUUCACUGACAAAGACAGUUUCAGAACAGAAUUUGAUGAUCUCUAGUUUUAAAAGUUUUGAACUACAGCAUCAUUCAGACACACAGACAUUGAGAAUCAGCGCAUGAAUCUCAACAAUGACAAUCAAAAGCUUCAUGCCGCAGAGCAUGCUGGGAGUUUUGUAUGCUGGCACCCAGCAUGCAUUGCAGCAUUAAGUUUUUGAUUGUCACCAUUUCUGAUGUGUGAAUGAUGCAGUACCUCUGAAAGUGUUAUGUGAUGUCAUAAUCAUCAUGAUUGUCUGAUUCGCUGAUCUCAUUCUGUCUAUAAAUCACAGUCUUUCUUUGGUGUCAAAUAGUUCCUGUCAGAUCACAUCUAACAAUCAUUACAGGUAGUAAGUCAUAUACUUACUGCUUAAUUUAGUUCUUACAACAUAGUGUGGAGCUGCUUGACAUUCUUCUUUAGGUAGAUGUUUAUUAAGAUUAAAAGUGUGUAACACUCCAGUUAGUAUGCCAGGAGGGUACACUAAAUAAGGGGAACGAUUGUGCCACUUAAACAACACAAAACAAAAAAAAUAAAACAGGAGACAAAUGUCAUCAAUAAACCCAAGUGUAUUUACAGUUCAAUCCGUGUACACACAAAAACCACGUUAAACAUCCAAGGUGAAAAAUGUAUGUAAAUAUGUGUGUGUGUGUGUGUGUGUGAGAAAGUCUCUAGAGUCCAGCACGUAAAAGUUUAUAUAGGAUCAGUCUCACCGGGGAAAAUACCAAGUCCGAGAGCGGUAUCCUUCAGGAGAUGUCCAACUGUUUAAAGUCCUCUGGAGCGAGUAUUCCGUGCAAAAACAAAACAAUAUACUCCACAAGAGACGGCGCAAAAUCAGCACUCCAAAAACAGUCAGGAUCCGAAGCAGAUGGGAAAAAAAAUGUGUAUAUAUUUGAAUGAAAAAGACGCGCUGUCAAACGCUGGAGUGCCGGUUCCUUAUAUAGGAAAAAACAUUGUAAACAUCCCGCUGAGAUGACGUAACGUCACGUGACGACGGAGCGCGAAGAGAAUCUCGCGGGAGCACAAAUCGGGGUCAAACACAGACAACACAUAAGGGAGAAAAUAGUACACAGAAGAAAGCUAUUAACAUAUAAUAGUCAAUGCAUUAUUAUUGACAAUUGAAACUAUAAUUAGGCUUUCCCUUAUGUGGCAACGCUACAUAAAUCCCUCCCCCCAGCCUGCGGCGUUGGAGGAGAGCGUCCAUACCAGCGCUUCAGGUUAACCACAUUUACAUUUUCAGUUUUAAGUGGGUCUCCCCAACGAAACUGUGUAAUUUAUUGGCCCUAUUUUUUUGAUUAUUUCAGCUGGUCCCUCCCACUUGGGCGCUAGCUUAGCAAAAUAUUUGUUCGAGGCUGAUGAAAGUGGAUGUGUUCUCAUCCAGACUAGAUCUCCCAAGUGAAACUGCGCAUCUUUCCUUCGGGUAUUGUAGUAUCUAGCUUGUCUGGCUUGCUGCACUUUCGUUCUAGACUUUACCUCCUCUGCCAUGAUGUUCUGUCUCUCCAGGAGAUGAUAUGAGGCUUGAUCUGGUGCAAGUGGUCUGAAGAUUGAUCUCUCCAAAGGCCCGUGAAGCUGCCUGCCCAGCAUCAACUCUGCUGGAGUUUUGCCAGUGGUCUCCUGGUAAGCUGUAUUAAUGGCAAAACGAAAUUCAGAUAACCACUGGUCCCAUGUUUGAUGGUUUUGUCCCAAAUAUGACGCAAUCAUAGUUUUUAAUGUCCGGUUUAUUCUUUCGGUCAGGUUUGUUUGAGGAUGACAACUGGUAGCGAGUUUUUAGGUAGUGCCCCAGGUCUUGCAGAGCUCGGCCAGAACAUUGGAGGUAAAUUGUGCUCCACGGUCAGAUAUAAUGUAUUUUGGUACCCCCCAGCGGGUAAAGAUCUCAUCCUUGAGAAUUCUGACAAUUUUCUGUGUCUUGCCAUCUCUGAGAGGGAACAUUUCCACCCAUUUUGUGUAGUAAUCAACUACCACAAGGAGGUAAGAGUUUUGUGUUUUACUAAGAGGAAAUUGGACCCAUCAAAUCCAUUCCCAAAGUGUGCCCUGGUUCCAUCACCUGCGUGUUUUGUAGAAACCCACUAGGUUUUUUUCGUCAUGCUUGUAUUUUUGACAGGUGUCGCAGCCCUUGACGUAUUGCCAGACGUCUUUGCGGAUACUUGGCCACGAUGCCACCUCCAAAAGCCUCAACAGAGUUUUUAACAGGCCAAGAUGUCCCCCCAGAGGGUUAUCAUGAAAGUAAUGGAGGAAAGUGGGUAUUAAUGCCUGAGGUACGACCACUUGAAACUUGUCUCCAUUAUUUCUGACAGGUACUCGGCGAUACAAUACCCACUGGUGGUCCUCGAAGGUAAUGUGCUGGCCUUGAACUUUCCUGAUUUUUUUUUGAUCUGAUUGCAGGUGAGAUAUGGUAGUGUCAUUCUUCUGGGCUUGAGAUAUUUCAUCUAGUGUAUUAGGAAUGUCUGAUGCAUGCCUAGAUGUUAUGGGUAAGCAGUGCACAUGGUCUGGCUCACAGGCACGAGAUAAUGCAUCUGGACCUAGAUUGAGGCACCCCUUUCUGUGAUGCACCUGGAAGUGGAAUUGUUGCAGCCUAAGAGUCCAGCGGGUCAGACGAGAGGAGGUUUUGGGACUAUUGAAGGCCCAAGCUAGAGCUGCAUGGCCAUCAGGUUUGGGGACUAGCACCACCGGUGAUGACCAUGGAGAAAAGGAGGGUUCAAUGAUGUGGUCUCGGAGCAUCUGAUCUACUUGGUCUUCAAUGAUCUUCCUUUUGAAGGGUGAGACUCUAUAUGCUCUGGACUUAAUCGGUACCUCAUCAGACAAGAUGAUUUUAUGUUGUUCUACCGAUGUCUUCCCCAAGACAUCUGAGGUGGUGCAUGGCCAGGUAGCCAUCAGCUUCCGCAACUCCUCCUGAUUGUCAGAGUCCCAGCAUGGAACAACCUCCGUGUUCAGGGUAGUGAGUGGUGGUUGCCAGGUUGGAGGUAAGGCGCAGUAGAGAGUCACAGCAACAGGGUGGAGAGUGUUUUCGCCAGUCGUUGUCAGCCCCGGAGUAAUGGAAGAUGUCAAGAAAGGGUAGUAUGUAUAGCCUUUCUCUGUUUUUAGGCCAUAUCUUCCUUCGCCCACAUCCAGAAGGGCUUCAGCGGCUCUCAGGAAGUCCAAGCCAGCAAUCAGGGGAAAUGCGAGGUGGGCUCCCUUCAUUAUAUAAGUGUCCACACUGCAGACUUUAUCAUGCCACUUGUAACUAAUUGAGCUUUGGUUUAUUGCCAGGUGAACCUUCCCAUCAGCCAUGAUGAAUCUUUGUUGGGAGUUUGGAGGGAGUGAUGAAGCAGCGCUACCCAACUGUCUCCACAGGUUUUCCUGCAUGAGGGUGUAGGUGCUACCUGUGUCCAAUACGGCCUUAACUUCUUUGCCUUUUACUGUUACAGGAACCAAGAGGAGUGAUGUCAGUGAGUGAGGUUGUGCGAUCGAUAAUCCAGCCAGGUUUUUGGAGGUACUGCGUUCCACAGAUUUUUUUUAUUGGCUUUUCCUUUGCUGUUUUGACCACCAACUUUCUGCCAAUAAUCUUUUGCCCCCAUAUAGUUUUUUUUUUUCCACCAUAGAUCCAACUUUCACCAGCUGUUCCACUGUUUUCACAGUCCCCCUCAAACAGCCCGCGACCCUGGGGUUAAUGUUGAUGAGGAUGCGGCUCACCAUCUCGUCCUCCGCCAUAUCAGGCUUCCAUUUGAGGCAGAGGGCCUGAUAAUCAUAGGCAAAAUCUCUCAGGCGUUGACGCAGGCUACUGGACCAAAGACCUCAGCUUAUCCUCCACCUCUGUGAGGUAGUCAUCUGGAAGAAAAGCCGCCAUAAAUGCCUUUUUGAAAGACUGCCAAUCUGUUACCUUACUCUUCUCUGCUUUCCACUAGCUGAGAGCAGGCCCUUUCAGGACCAUGUUCAGGGUUCCGUAGAGCUCCCCACUGGGAAGGGGCCUGAUGUCCAAGUAGUUCUCGCAUUGUUUGAUGAAGUUGAGCACAUCCGAUGUCUCGCAGGAGUCACCAAAGGUGGGAAACUCCAACCGAAUAGGGUGCUGAGUGCAGAAAAAAAAUGUACUUGGAACAGCUGGAGGAUUAAGCACAUUGGUUAGUGGUGUAGACACAGGGGAGACCUCAUAUGUUGCAUUGGCAGAUUUUGGUAGUGGUACUCUAACUCUAGGGGCUGGCACUGGGGUUACGGGAGCGUGAACCGAGGAAAUAGAGUGAGCUUGAGUAUAAGAGUGUAAUCUGGAGAGAGAAGGGGUACUAGUUAGUCGUAGCUUCUUCAUUUGACGUUCCCACUUUUCAUCUCUCCUCAGCAAACAGUCCACCACAGCCCUCUCCAACUUCUCCAAGCAGUUACGAAAAGAGUCCUCUAAGUCUGCUAAGCUAGCGUCCACAGCAUCCCUGAAACUGGACUCCUGAUUGAGGGUGCUUUCUACAGACUGUUUAAACUCAUGCUCAAAUGUUUGUACCUUAGUAUUAAGGGCCAGUAAAUCCACCUUGACUUGA